Messenger RNA from Galeopterus variegatus (Sunda flying lemur), 260 nucleotides. RefSeq names its product chromodomain-helicase-DNA-binding protein 5-like. The annotation marks the transcript as partial. Gene Ontology annotation, molecular function: ATP binding; ATP-dependent chromatin remodeler activity; chromatin binding. Gene Ontology annotation, cellular component: chromatin; NuRD complex; nucleus. The transcript is spliced from 2 exons. Gene Ontology annotation, biological process: chromatin remodeling; negative regulation of transcription by RNA polymerase II. The record is from RefSeq and is a predicted model, not a curated record. Lineage: Eukaryota; Metazoa; Chordata; Mammalia; Dermoptera; Cynocephalidae.
AAAGAAGUGCAGAUCAAAUUCCACGUCCUGCUCACCUCCUACGAGCUCAUCACCAUCGACCAGGCCAUCCUGGGCUCCAUUGAGUGGGCCUGCCUUGUGGUGGACGAGGCCCACCGGCUCAAAAACAACCAGUCGAAGUUCUUUAGGGUCUUGAAUAGCUACAAGAUCGAUUACAAGCUGCUGCUGACGGGGACCCCCCUCCAGAACAACCUGGAGGAGCUGUUCCAUCUCCUCAACUUCCUGACUCCAGAGAGGUUCAA